UAGGAGCGGACGGGGUCGCGCUGUCGGACACGAGCGGAAGUGCGGCUGGUAGUUUCCGAGACGCUGAGGGUCGGUAGUCGGUAGUCGGGACGCCUCCUGCACACAGCAGUCACGUCCGCAUGUCGCCGCACAUUCUUCCGCCUUGACUCGCCUGCCGCCGCCGCCUUCCCCGGAUGAAGAUCACCCGGAAUGCCAAAAGAAAAAUAUGAUCCUCCAGAUCCUCGCCGAUGUUACACCAUCAUGUCAGCGGAGGAGGCGGCCAGCGGGAAGAAGUCUCAGUGGUUGGAGCUGGAGAUAUCUGGGCGCGUGCGGAGUCUGAGCAGCUCGCUGUGGACGCUCACCCACCUGACGGCGCUGCACAUCAACGACAACAACCUGAGCCGCCUCCCGCCGGACAUCGCCAAGCUGCCCCACCUGGUCUACCUGAACCUGUCGUCCAACAAGCUCCGCAGUCUGCCAGCCGAGCUGGGCAACAUGGUCUCUCUCAGGGAACUGCUUUUAAACAACAACCUUUUACGUGUGCUGCCUUACGAACUCGGGAAGCUUUUCCAGCUGCAAACACUCGGCCUGAAAGGUAACCCUUUGUCCCAAGACAUCCUCAACUUGUACCAGGAAGCGGACGGAACCAGGAAGCUUUUAAACCACAUGCUGGACAAUCUAGCGGUGCACCCGGAGCAGCUCCCGCAAAGACCGUGGAUCACGCUUCAAGAACGGGACCAGGUGGUCUCCACAGCGGCCUUCACCGUCAUGUGCUACAACGUGCUGUGCGACAAGUACGCCACGCGGCAGCUCUACGGCUACUGUCCCACCUGGGCGCUCACCUGGGAGUACCGCAAGAAAGGCAUCAUGGAGGAGAUCAACAACUGCGACGCCGACAUCAUCAGUCUACAGGAAGUGGAGACGGAGCAGUACUACUCCUUGUUCCUGGAGACUCUGAAGGAGCGCGGCUACGACGGAUACUUCUGCCCGAAGUCUCGAGCCAAGCUGGUGUCGGAGCAGGAGAGGAAACACGUGGACGGAUGUGCAGUUUUCUUCAAGACGGAGAAGUUCAGUCUGGUGCAGAAACACACGGUGGAGUUCAACCAGGUGGCCAUGGCCAACUGUGAAGGGUCAGAGGUCAUGUUGAACAGAGUCAUGACCAAGGACAACAUUGGUGUGGCCGUGCUGCUCCAACUCAACAACCACUUGUUCUCUGGUGGUGUGAAAGCCGAGCGUCAGCUGCUCCUGGUGGCCAACGCUCACAUGCACUGGGACCCUGAGUACUCCGACGUGAAGCUGAUCCAGACCAUGAUGUUCCUGUCUGAGCUGAAGAGCAUCGCCGAGGGGGCGUCGGCCUCCAUGGACGGCGGCUCGCCGACCUCCGACCCCGCCGCCAUCCCCAUCGUCCUGUGCGCCGACCUCAACUCGCUGCCCGACUCCGGUGUGGUGGAGUACCUGAGCAACGGGGGCGUGGCCGACAACCACAAGGACUUCAAGGAGCUGCGCUACAGCGAGUGUCUCAGCAACUUCAGCUGUGACGCCAACAAUGGAAGCAUCACACACAGCUUCCAGCUGAAGAGUGCCUACCAGGGCGGAGUCAUGCCUUACACCAACUACACCCACGACUUCAAGGUCAACCACCACUCUUACACCCACCACUUCAAGGUCAACCACCACUCUUACACCCACCACUUCAAGGUCAACCACCACUCUUACACCCACCACUUCAAGGGCGUGAUCGACUACAUCUUCUUCACUCGGACCCGCAUGAGCGUUCUGGGCCUGCUGGGCCCGCUGGACGCCAGCUGGCUGGCUGACAACAAGAUCUCGGGCUGCCCGCACCCCCACGUGCCCUCGGACCACUUCUCCCUGCUGGCACAGCUGGAGCUGCGCCCGCUCGACCCCCCCUCGCUCAACGGCCUGCACCCGCCCGUGCACAGGUAGUGAAGCCCCGCCCCCUCCCGUCUCCCUUUUUUAAAAAGCGCUUUGUAAGGGACCGUGUACAGUUUCUCCAGCCGGAUGCCACGCCCCCCCCCAGUCACAAGCCACGCCCCUCCUCCCGUUUAAACGUUCAUAUUCUUUUAUUUUUCUCUCCUGUCACAGUUUGUUACCAACUGUUGCCAUGGCGACCAUCAAUUAUUAUAUUUCAUCAGAACAACUUUUGGUUUGGCUUGGACAAUGCACUUUUUAAGAUUCAGUAUUUCACAAUAAAAGCACCAAUGGUUAUGAACACACACAUCAGCAGGUUGAUCAUGAUCAAUAUACUUUCAUUAGAAUAUAUUUCAUCAUUUUUAGACAAAUAAAAAAAUGUCCAACAGUUUAUUCUUA
This is a messenger RNA of Entelurus aequoreus (snake pipefish), 2307 nucleotides long. RefSeq names its product CCR4-NOT transcription complex, subunit 6-like (gene cnot6l). Gene Ontology annotation, biological process: nuclear-transcribed mRNA poly(A) tail shortening. Gene Ontology annotation, cellular component: cytoplasm; CCR4-NOT complex; nucleus. Bases 190 to 1923 code for a protein of 577 amino acids. NCBI's taxonomy places the organism in Eukaryota, Metazoa, Chordata, Actinopteri, Syngnathiformes, Syngnathidae. The transcript has 12 exons. Gene Ontology annotation, molecular function: protein binding; poly(A)-specific ribonuclease activity. The record is from RefSeq and is a predicted model, not a curated record.